UAAACACUCACUAAUCAACUAUGAAUAAAAGUAUAUGAAUAAAUUUUCUUGAAGUAUUACUUUGAAGUAUUAAUAGAUAAAUUGUAACGUAACUUUUUUGCUGAAAAUGUUGAGAACAACUUUAUCUGUGUGCAGAAAUGCUGGGAAAGGUAAGUUCAGAUGUAUUUCAACAACAGAGGAAGGUAGUGAGGCAAAGGAAAGUGAGAGAUUGAAGCAAUUCAGGAAAAAACUUCAUGAAACUCCUCCAAUAGGAGCCACUAUAUCAAAAGCUGUGAAAGUAGAAUCUCUGGAGCCAAAAAAGCUCAGAGCUAAAGCACCACUAGAGAGCUUAGAAGAGCAUGAAGAGGGCCAGCAUCCUUACCAAGAAAAAGAACCUCUGGAACCAUUCCCAGACAACAUUAAUCCAGAUACUGGAGAACUAGGUGGACCCAGAGGUCCAGAGCCAACGAGGUAUGGUGACUGGGAGAGAAAGGGUCGCGUAUCUGAUUUUUAAAAAUCCAACUUUAG
Messenger RNA from Copidosoma floridanum, 507 nucleotides. Its product is annotated as succinate dehydrogenase assembly factor 4, mitochondrial. The record is from RefSeq and is a predicted model, not a curated record. Gene Ontology annotation, cellular component: mitochondrion. Gene Ontology annotation, biological process: mitochondrial respiratory chain complex II assembly. Lineage: Eukaryota; Metazoa; Arthropoda; Insecta; Hymenoptera; Encyrtidae.